Molecule: messenger RNA, 2187 nt
Organism: Fulmarus glacialis (Northern fulmar)
Lineage: Eukaryota; Metazoa; Chordata; Aves; Procellariiformes; Procellariidae
Product: prospero homeobox protein 2-like
Exons: 7
Biological process (GO): regulation of transcription by RNA polymerase II
Cellular component (GO): nucleus
Molecular function (GO): DNA-binding transcription factor activity, RNA polymerase II-specific; RNA polymerase II cis-regulatory region sequence-specific DNA binding
Source: RefSeq, a predicted model, not a curated record
CCUCCUGCCUACCAAAUGAAUACACCAAACAUCGCCAUGUUCAGUAAGCGUGUGGAGGCAAAGCAGAUGAAGCCCCAGGAGUGGCUGGGCUUUGUCCACACACCCCACAGCUCCUGCACAAAGCGUCUCACAAUCACGCGUGCCUCUGGGGCGGGACCUGAGCGCAGUGGGAGGACGUGCCGGCACUGCCUCUGCGGCACCCCGCAGCCCCCGGAUGCCCGCCCUCGGGGCACUGCGCUCCCUGCGCCCCUGGAGCCAAGCGGCUGGCAGGCUAUGAGGUGGCCGCAGGCGAUGGUGAAGCUUGUUAUACAAGGGCGAGGGGUGGUGCUGAGAGCUGCCAGGACCGCGGCCUCACGCUGGUCAUGGCUCCACACCGCUAGCCGGCUGAAACAUCAAACACCUGGGAAGCCUGCCAGUCUGUCACUGGGAAUGAUCCCCAACCAGCUGAGGGUCAGCUCUCCAGUGUCCAGGCAAGAAGAGACGAUGGAUGGUAGGACUGGCUCUGAGCAGGACAGAGACCGUGCCACUUCAGGGCAUGGCCAGGGCCUGAAGUCGGAGCCCUGUUUCCAGACCGACUCUCUCUUGCCUUCCCCCGGCGCAUCCCUGAUACCACAGCUCCUCAGCCACCCGAUGGUUGGCAGGAGCCUGGAUCCCACCAUCCUUUUCCCUUCCUCUCAGGCAGUGGCCCUGCCUCAGGACUACGAGCGUGGUGCAUCUCCUGGAGAAGGAGCACAUGCCCUGGCUUUCCCCAGGACCCGUGCCCUGGCUCCUCUGCCCUGUGCUGGCGACAGGGACCAGCUCUCUGACCAGCACCUACGGGACCAGCUCUCUGACCAGCACCUACGAGCCAAGCGGGCCAGGGUGGAGAGCAUCAUCCAAGGCAUGAGCGUCUCACCAACCCCUCAGCCAUUUGGCACCAGCCUGGAGGCAGCUUUUGGGCACGAGAGGGAGAGGGGUGGCGAGAUGCCCCGGGAGAGCAAGAGGAAGCCGAGGGUGCCCCAGCAGGGCACGGGGGCGGCCAGGCGAGUGGCCCCCGCAGGGGGCAGCCCCCAUCCCGAGGGCUGCCAGCAGCUGAAGGAGCAGCUCUGCUUUUUAGAGCAGCAGCUGAGGCGGCUUCAGGAGAAGUUCUCCCAGGUCUGCGACUUUGGGGACACUGCCCAAACCCAGGAAGAUGCCGAGAAAGUGCAUCCACUACCUGGAAAGCCUGGAGACAGACCAGACAAGGACAGUGCCACUGCCACCAGCGACCCGCGCAAAGUGCCUCUCUGGAGGAGUGUCCUGGAGGUGCAUGGGCCGGAGGAGGAUGAGGACAGAGGCAACACAGGUGGCCUGCCCUCAGCAGCGAGGGUCCUCUCGCAGGCACUGAAGCACGAGCUGGCCGAGGUGACAUCCCAGGUGGUGGACUCUGUCCUGAAGACCAUCUGGCCGAAAGCAGCCAGCCAGCUCCUGCAGCAGCACUGCAGCCUCCCAGUGCCGGGGCCAGAUGCCAGGAGAGAGUAUUUUGCUGCUGGGAAAUGCAGAAAGCCACUUGCUAAGCCAUCUCCCACGAAUGCCCCAGGCUCGCUGGGCUCACCCAAGGCUGAGGCCCUGUCAGGAGCUUCGGGGAAGAGCCCGGGCUCUCAUCCUGGCACCUUCAGUUCAAAGGGGGUCAGAAAACCCUCUCAGGUACCCAGCAUGGGUUAUUCGCUAUGCUCGGCCGCCCCCAUCCAGGACAGCCAGCUGCUGAGCCAACUGCUGGGCUACGACCAGCACGGCCUCUGGGGCAGCGGCUCCCGCAGGAGCCCCUCUGCUCUGGAGAGGGGUCUUCCGGAGCCCCUCAACUUGCAGAUGCAGGAGGCGCUGACCCCCGGCCACCUGAGGAAGGCCAAGCUGAUGUUUUUCUUCACCCGCUACCCCAGCUCUACUCUGCUGAAGACCUACUUCCUCGACGUGCAGGUCUCCCGGGACUCGGAGCUUUUCCGCGCUCUCAACAUGCACUAUAACAAGGGGAACGACUUUGAGGUGCCAGGGCAGUUCCUGGAGGUGGCCAGUCUGACACUGCGGGAGUUCUUCAGCGCCGUCAGGGCGGGCAAGGACACUGACCCCUCCUGGAAGAAACCCAUUUACAAAAUAAUUUCCAAACUGGACAGCGACAUCCCAGAAGGGUUCAAAGCCUCCGGCUGCUCCCAGGAACUGCUCCGCAGCUAA